This is a messenger RNA of Ceratotherium simum simum (southern white rhinoceros), 1737 nucleotides long. The record is from RefSeq and is a predicted model, not a curated record. Lineage: Eukaryota; Metazoa; Chordata; Mammalia; Perissodactyla; Rhinocerotidae.
AUGCAACCAGCUCGAGGCAACGCGUCAGGUGCGAGUAGCCUGCGGGUUCCUGUCGACUUAACGCGGAGCACUUCGGCAAGCCUGCCUUUCCCGCCCGAUCCGCUGGCCCACCGGCCCCCAAGCGCCCCUCCGACGGAGUCCCCAGGCCUUUUCACGGUGGCAGCUCCAGCCCCAGGAGCGCCUUCUCCUCCCGCCACUCUGGCGCACCUUCUUCCCGCCCCAGCCAUGUACAGCCUGCUAGAGACGGAGCUCAAGAAUCCCGUCGGGCCACCCACCCCAGCGGCAGGCGCGGGCGGCCCCGCGGCCCCGGGAAGCGCAGGCAAGAGUAGCGCGAACGCAGCCGGCGGCGCGAACCCAGGCGGCGGCAGCGGCGGUGGCGCGAGCGGCGGUGGCGGGGGCAGCGACCAGGACCGCGUGAAGCGGCCCAUGAACGCCUUCAUGGUCUGGUCCCGCGGCCAACGGCGCAAGAUGGCCCUGGAGAACCCCAAGAUGCACAACUCUGAAAUCAGCAAGCGCUUGGGCGCCGACUGGAAACUGCUGACCGACGCCGAGAAGCGGCCGUUCAUCGACGAGGCCAAGCGACUGCGCGCCGUGCACAUGAAAGAGUACCCGGACUACAAGUACCGGCCGCGCCGCAAGACUAAGACGCUGCUGAAGAAGGACAAGUACUCCUUGCCCGGCGGCCUGCUGCCCCCCGGCGCUCAGCCCGCCACCGCCGCUGCCGCCGCCGCCGCCGCCGCCGCCAUGAGCCUGGGCCCCAUGGGCACGGUGGUGAAGACCGAGCCCAGCUCGCCGCCGCCCGCCAUCACAUCGCACUCGCAGCGCGCGUGCCUCGGCGACCUGCGCGACAUGAUCAGCAUGUACCUGCCACCCGGCGGGGACGCGGCUGACGCCGCCUCGCCGCUGCCUGGCGGCCGCCUGCACAGCGUACACCAGCACUACCAGGGCGCCGGGACUGCCGUCAACGGAACGGUGCCGCUGACCCACAUCUGAGCGCCGGCCUGAGCUCGCCGCCCCUCCUCCCCCACCCCGCCCCGCACCCCCAACUUGGGACGCCUUGUCGUUUAGCUUUGCUUGCCUGGGACUGCUGCCUUGUACCAAUGAUGGGGAGGACAGAAAGUUUUGCUGUAGCUGUCGGGUUUUGUACAAAAGCAAAAAGUCCGGAGCAGCGGAAAUGGGGCUUGCUAGAACUCACCAGCCCCUUGCCGCUGCCCCUCCCUCCCCUUUUGUAGGCUGGGAAUCGCUGUGAUGUUUGCAAAGAAAAAGCAGCCCCCCUCCUCCUCCUGGGUUCCUGGGUUUUUCUGUUGCAUUUGAAAAUGUUGUCUCGUUAGUUUGCUGUUAGCCGAGGAGUGAGUGAAUGGAGAAAUGUACUCUUGGGUGAGGCUGGCCUGAGAACUGCAACGCCCCCUCCCCUGGUCGCGUUGCAUCUGUUUUCCUCGUGGGUUUUGGGGGGGCUGACCGCGCGGGGCGGCGCGGCAGCUAAGGCCAAUGUUAAUUUAUAGCCAGGUGUGCGUGUGUCUCCCGCCUCGCCGCCCCUGGCCGCGGGACAGCUUCUGUCCAGUCCGCGUUUAGGCUGUUGAGUUGGUGAUUUCUGCCGUGAUCUGUUUGAUAUUCCGUCGCGCUAAUGUAUUCGUAUUUCGUUUGGGUGGUGGGGAAGGGGCUAUUUUGUUUCAGGUUUUUCAAGGUUUUACUCUUAAUUCCUAAAUGAGAGAUGAAUAAAUUUUAUAACCAACAUAA